CCUUUUCAGACACCCACUCGGUAUCGGGGACAUCUUGGGAUCUUUGCCCCAUGAUGGCUGUGGCUCCACUGAAGGAAGGUCCAGGUUUGCAUGCUUUUAUGAAGUCUCUCUUCAUCUCAUAGGAUCGGCACAUACACGAUUGGCAUCUCGGAUCUUGGAAACAGGCGGGCACAUACUCGAUGGUCUUGCAACGUGGUGGGUUUCAAGUCCAAGAACAGGUCUUCUUGUCCUAGAAGGAUGUCUGAAAGUCCUGAAUCAAGACGAAGUGAACCGAAGAGUGUGAGCAGGACCAGUCGCACAUCCAUCAGUGUCAAGUUGCCUUCUGCCAGUUCUGGUGAUGGAUACCACAAAAGUAGAAGUCCAGAUCGAGCCUCAACUGGUGAAGGGAAACUGACACCACUGACUCCCAAAUCCCACGAAAGCAAGUUUUCAGUAUCUCUAGAGGGUAGAGAGUUUGUACACACUCGGCCAGCCCCUACACCAACAAGUGCCAAAACACUGUCCCCAUCCCCAAUCCGGAGCCUCCGACAUGGAGCACAUAAUCAGAGAGAGUUAAUUCGACAGGCAGCAGCAUCUAUAAUAGAGCGAGCAUGGAUCGCCUUUCGAGACAGGCAGAUGUUUUGUCUCCUCAAGCACUCCAUCUGUGCAGCAGAGAAUUCGCUGUCACAUGAAAUUCUUCGUAAGGUGUGCCCGAAAGAGGCAGUGUUUCUGAAAGACAAAAGUUUACAGAUAAAAGUUCGAUUUCGGUUUGGAGGAAGUGAAUUUCCUCCUAUGAUUUUCUUCAAGAUUUUCUACAACACAGAUGGGAAGGGCAUUAAGUACAUAAGUGGCAAGAAGAUGAUUAAACCAGCAUCUGAGGCAGCAGAGGACUCACUUCGACUGAUGGGUAAUCGUCUGUUUUAUGAACAGAUGCUACAGGAUUCAAUUUUUCAACAACAGUACAAUAUUUCAGAUGAGGUGGAUGUUACCACACUCAAAGACUAUAUGCAGUACUUGGCUAACGUGGAUGAGACACCUGCAUAUAUGGGAGGGAAAGAAAAUUACUGGCGGAAGCUCACAUUGGAUGUGUUACCUCGCCACACUAUCUUCUAUGAUGUCAUAGAAUAUGCAUACAACAAUAAGAUGACCCCCAGACUUCAAGAAGAGCUGCCCCUCCUUGUGUCCCGUCCUGUUACUCAGGAGAUUCAGGUGGAGCAGCUACGCAGCAUUGGACUCAUGAGAACCCCACUUGUACCUAUGCCAACACCCAAGUCAGGGAAAAUGUCUGCCUUAAACCCACACAUAUCUGGACGCCGAUCAAAAAAAGCAAUAUCACGAGCUGUCAAGAUGAGGAUGAUGUUGGGAUUAGCUGGGGAGGGGGUUUGUGGAGAGAGGGCUGCUGCCCACUACGUGGACUGCUACAACCCAGAUGGUGAGCUGCCCACACAGCCCCAGGAAGACUGGGAACAUGAGGCAAGCAAGCUGUAUGAGUGGACCCAAGAACUUUCAUUCAAUGAUGAGGCAAUGGCAACUCCAAGAUUGUUACUUACAUCAUAGCUUCACCAUCAGUAUCUGCAACAUGGUGUUUUUGUGUGUAUGGGUUUAAACUACAAAUAACAAUACUUAUAUCAGCAUUCAAGUGUCAAAAUAAAGCAUAAAAAGGGGGUCUUUGCCAUUAAAGUUGUUAAUAAAAGGGUUUAGGGGAUCCCAACAUUCCAAUACUUAGAAGUAAGCCCCAAGGAUCCCCCUCAAUGUCAACACUGGUUUUGUUUCUCCAUCAACUUAGUUAAACUUAAUUGUCUGAGGUGUGAAAUGAUGUGCAUGUAUUCCAUUGGUCAACAUGAAUUCAUUUGUUUUUUGUUUCCUUUCUUCAUGUUUUAACCCUUGAAUAUUUGUUCUGAUCAGUGUAAAUUUGGUGCCACAUUGUCAGGCAACAAACACCUACUUUUUCUGCAAUUUGUGUGAAUAGUGCAUGCUGCCUGGUAGUGCAGGACAUGCUUACCCUAGAACAUGUGGUGUCAUCAAUGAUUUUCAGUGAUUCAUUCAUAUAUUUUUUAACAAUUUGGCCACAUUCAGUGUUCGAAAUACCUGCCUGCCCGACCGUCCGAGACG
Haliotis rufescens (red abalone) is the source of this 2091-nucleotide messenger RNA. RefSeq lists its product as uncharacterized. The transcript is spliced from 10 exons. Lineage: Eukaryota; Metazoa; Mollusca; Gastropoda; Lepetellida; Haliotidae. The coding region runs from base 238 to 1536 and encodes 432 amino acids. The record is from RefSeq and is a predicted model, not a curated record.